Molecule: messenger RNA, 2840 nt
Organism: Neoarius graeffei (lesser salmon catfish)
Lineage: Eukaryota; Metazoa; Chordata; Actinopteri; Siluriformes; Ariidae
Gene: hoxc11a
Product: homeobox C11a
Biological process (GO): anatomical structure development; regulation of transcription by RNA polymerase II
Cellular component (GO): nucleus
Molecular function (GO): RNA polymerase II cis-regulatory region sequence-specific DNA binding; DNA-binding transcription factor activity, RNA polymerase II-specific
Source: RefSeq, a predicted model, not a curated record
AUGACAAUAUCUACUUUCGAUCACGUUACAGGGCGACUUAGACGGAUUGCGCGUCAUCUCGCCUUCCCAAAUUUUCUCCUUUUGCAGCUCGAAUCCAAAACAUCUAUCUAUAGUAGGCAAAGGAGUACAGGGGGAAAGAUGUUUAACUCGGUAAAUCUGAGCAACUUCUGCUCCCAGACACGUAAAGACCGGACAUCUGAUUUCGGGGACAGGACAGGCUGUGCCUCCAAUAUCUACCUCCCCAGCUGCACUUACUACGUCCCAGAAUUUUCCACCGUUUCUUCGUUUCUUCCGCAGGGGCCUUCGCGGCAAAUUACUUACCCCUACACGACAAAUUUGUCUCAAGUGCAACCGGUACGAGAUGUUUCUUAUGGUCUGGAUCCUUCGAGCAAGUGGCACCACAGAACUAACUACGCGACGUGCUAUUCCGGAGAGGAUCUGGUGCACAGGGACUGUCUUCCGCCAUCCACCAUGACAGAAAUGCUCAUGAAAAACGAAAGCGUGUACAGCCACCACCACCAUCACCACCAUCCUAGCUCUAACCACCCAUCUACUGGUUUUUAUUCUAGUGUCGGGAAAAACAACGUGCUGCCUCAAGGUUUUGAUCGCUUUUUUGAAACAGCGUAUUGUGGCACUGACAAUCAGUCAGACCAUUGUUUACAAAAGAGCGAGGCGGCUAAACUCGAGAGCACUUCCCAGCAAGCCAGUGCAGUUUCGGGGGUGGAAGAGCCAGAAAAGGACGCCGAGGACGAAGAAGAACGAACAAAUUCGGGCUCGUGUAGCUCCUCAGGCACAAAGGAGAGCAACGCAAGCAAAAGCAACCAUUCGAGUGCCCCCCGCACGAGGAAGAAGAGAUGUCCAUACUCCAAGUUUCAGAUUCGUGAACUGGAACGGGAGUUUUUCUUUAACGUUUACAUCAACAAGGAGAAAAGGCUGCAGCUCUCCAGAAUGCUAAACCUUACUGACAGACAAGUGAAAAUAUGGUUUCAAAAUCGCAGAAUGAAAGAAAAGAAAUUAAGCAGAGACCGCCUGCAGUAUUUCUCUGGGAACCCAUUGUUAUAAACUAUGGACUUAUUUCAGUAGGCCAAGGUUGAUUUUACUUGAUAUUUCGAAAACUUUGGAUGUCUCAUCAUUCUAUGAUCUAUUCAUCAUUUAUCUUGAUGAAGCCCACAUUACUGACUAAAUUCGCAUGUAUUAUUAUUAUUAUUAUUAUUAUUAUUAUUAUUAUUAUUAUUAUUAUUAUUAUUAUGUAAUAAGAGAAAAAAGGCAUCGUAGGACGAUGAAUAUGGAGCUUUAAAAAUCAAGCCUCUGUAGUUAAAAAUUCAAGUUCAGAUUCACUUUUCACAAAGUUUUUGAGGGAAACCACAGCCUACACUGAAAUCUUGUACAGGGAUCUUAUUCACAAUACACAUUUAAUGAGUAGGUCCUGUAAAUAUGUAAUAAAACAAAGUCGAACUGAAGACGGAGUCGUCAUACAAUAUCUUGUAUUUUUCCUUUCCUUUUUUUUUUUUUACAUUUUCGCCAUUUUCAACUGUGACUUGUACAAUCUGUAAUGAUGUAUUCCUUGUACAGAGACUAUGCAACGUGCAUUUGUGAUUGUAAAUAUAACUAAUAUUACGUUCACUUUCCCUAACAUUGCUGCUAUUUUCUUUAUAUUACCCGAACAGUUCUCGCGCGCUUGAGCCUACAUAGGUCCCAUGUUCCUUUCUUUAACUUAUUUGCUUUAUGUUAUGCCCAAUGUUCUUUUGUCUUUAGUCAGAGAGCGCAAACAUUACAUUUGGACUGUGUAUGAUAUAUGGUACAACGCAUAUGAAAUAAAUAUAUCCAAUGUAAAGCCAUUUAUAAGUGAAUCCUGACUCAAUUUCAGACAGUGAGCCAGCUGACAAUCUCCAGCAUGUAAUCUAAGCAUGAAACGUUUCAGUAAUUUACUUUUACAGUGCUGAAACUGACAUCACCUGAAAGAACCUUUUUAUAGGCGCAUAAUAAAAUCUACACAGGGAAGCAUUUUGAAUAAAACAUUUAUUUAACUCUAAUCAGAGGUGAGUAUGACAAAUACCCAUAGUAGCUAUUUGAUCUGAGUUUUGGAGGGGGGAAAAAAACCUUAUGUAUACUUGAACUAACAAACAUAGCUCUACUGCAAAGACAUUGAAAUUGUAGUUCGUAGUCCGAGAGAAAGACAGAGGGAAUAGAUAACCUCUUUUAGUACCCAGUAAAUGGAAUCGCCACUCUUGUGGUCUAGACAGUGUCAUAAAGACAGAGGCCCUAAAUGGCUAUUUUUUUCUCUUAAUUGCACCGUCUGUUCGCGGGGAAUGGCGUCCACUUCCGCAGUAAACAGUAAACAAGACAGUCUGAAUCUUCGAACAAAGAAACUUGAAAGAACUUAGAGGAUGAACACUCGUAGGCUACUUGUACAAUCAAUCACGUAUAGCGCCACUAUCUUAGGGAUGCGUAUUAAUUAAGUCACUAAAAUUCAGAAAGGUAUUUUCGAAGCAGAAAUAGCUGCGUUAAAUCUCUAAAAAAUUGAUCGCUGACAAAAUGACAACCAUAGACAUUUAAGACUGCACGCACACGCACCCGCGCGCACACACACACACACACACACACACACACACACACACACACACACACACACACACACACACACACACACACACAGAGAGAGAGAGAGAGAGAGAGAGAGACCUUUAACCUGUUGCAAUAAAGUGGAAUCAAGGACAAGACUUAAGCAUAUUGAACAGAAUAGAGAACCAAUGAGAAUAAGUGCAGUUGCAACAAGAUAUGUGUAAAAAGUCAGACUUUAACCUGUAACUACACCAGGUAACUUGCAACGCCCAGUAAUA